Messenger RNA from Thunnus maccoyii (southern bluefin tuna), 1280 nucleotides. RefSeq names its product ras-related protein ORAB-1-like. The transcript is spliced from 6 exons. Lineage: Eukaryota; Metazoa; Chordata; Actinopteri; Scombriformes; Scombridae. Gene Ontology annotation, molecular function: GTP binding; GTPase activity. The record is from RefSeq and is a predicted model, not a curated record. Bases 414 to 1025 code for a protein of 203 amino acids.
UCUUUGCCACGUUUCACUAAAUGACGUAAUCUCUCUGAGGGCUUGACAGGUUGCUGUUUGCGGUAACGACACACUUACCGAGAGGGAGACAUCCAUACACAUCCCCUGUUUAUCCGCUGACGGGUUACGGCUAAAGAACGAGUUAACAGUCUCUUCUAAAAGACCAGGCAUCUGUAAAAUCAAGCCGCGCACUUUGUGUUACUACUGCCUCGGCUAACCAGCUGGCUAAUGUUAGCUGUUUCCUGGUCGGAGUUGCAGCCAUUUUGGAUUUUUACUGAGCAGCAACCAGCCGGCCGUGUUUCUGGUUCUGGUUCAGUUUCUGGGAGCAGUGUUAGCUAGACAGCGCUGUUUAUUUGCAGACACGGGACAAGAGACAUUUCACGACACGGGAUACCCUAUACAACGAGUCAACAAUGAAUCCUGAAUAUGACUAUUUAUUCAAGCUGCUCCUGAUUGGUGACUCUGGUGUUGGAAAGUCUUGCCUUCUUCUCCGAUUUGCAGAUGACACAUACACAGAAAGUUACAUUAGCACUAUUGGUGUGGACUUCAAAAUACGAACCAUAGAACUAGAUGGAAAGACCAUUAAACUUCAGAUUUGGGAUACAGCGGGUCAGGAGAGGUUUCGUACAAUCACGUCCAGCUACUACAGAGGUGCUCAUGGUAUCAUCGUAGUGUACGACGUCACAGACCAGGAGUCCUUCAACAAUGUCAAACAGUGGCUACAGGAGAUUGACCGCUACGCCAGUGAAAAUGUCAACAAGCUAUUGGUUGGGAACAAGUGUGACCUGACAACAAAGAAGGUGGUGGAUUACACAACAGCAAAGGAGUUUGCAGACUCUCUGGGUAUCCCAUUCUUGGAAACUAGCGCCAAGAACGCCACCAAUGUGGAGCAGGCCUUCAUGACCAUGGCUGCUGAAAUAAAGAAGAGGAUGGGCCCCGGGGCCACAGCCGGCGGAGGGGAGAAACCCAACGUGAAGCUGACCCCUGGCACUACUGUCAAGCCUUCAUCAGGAGGAUGCUGCUGAGAGAGAGAGAGAGAAGCCACUUCCACUUUGACCCUCCCUCCCUGCCUCCCCCCCCCCCCUCUGCAGGCCUGUCAGCCCGGCCGCCACCCUCCUCUAAACUCCACUGUGUCCCAGCAAAGGCCCACCACAACCAGACAGGACAGGGAAGACAUGAGUCACAACGUGUGUAUGUGAGAACAAGAUGAAGUUGCCUGUAUUUGUACUGUACAUAAUGUAGCCGCACUACCAAAAACAAAUAAAGCAUCCUUCUUGUCA